AUGACAAAUAACAGCUCCGAUGUCCUUGCUGGAGACUCUGGACUGGGGUACACAAGCAUUUUGCCUGUAUUCAUUUGCAUUUUUGGUGUAUUUGCUCACGUCUUCCUCAUCGUUGCUUUCAUCAAGGACCCUCUGAAAUGCUUCAGAAACUCAGGAACAUAUCUCGUGGCAAAUUUGGCCAUUUCGGAUCUCCUGACCAGUCUUACCUCUCUAAUAAUUUUUUUACAGCGUGAUCUGGCAGACCCUUGGUGCUUUGAGUUUCUAACCUUGCCAACAGUGUUCGCCAGCCUUGUUAGCAUUAGCGCAUCGAUUUUAACGAUAGCGGCAAUUUCCAUCGAUCUGUUCGUAAUGACCGUGUACCCCAUAAAACAUCGUGUUUUGAUGAAAGGAAAAGUCAUCUUCGUAUGGUUAGCUUGCACUUGGCUCAUUUCCACCGGAAUUGCCGCGCCGGUUUUUUUCCCUUCUACAAUGAACGGUGUUGACCUUCCUUUGCAUAUCUUGAGAGAUUUUGCGACAGCAGUCAUUCUAUUUGCAAGCGUGAUGUAUGGGUUAACAUGCUAUAAGUUCAUGAAACAGACUAAAAACUUCGCUCUAGGUCAUAUUUCAAAUCGACAGGAACAUAUACGAGUUAUGAAAGAAAAACGCUUUUUGAGAACGAUUAGUCUUAUAGCUUGUAUUCAAAUCGUUUGUGUCGUGCCUUCGGCAAUAUUUUCUAAUUCUCGAACACUAGAAGCUUCCCCCACAAUUGAUCAAUCUUCUCUGAUUCCUAUCAACAUUUUUGCUACAUUAUUUCACGCCAAUUUUGCCGUGAAUCCUGUGGUGUACGUAUUGCGUUUACCGAAUUAUCGUAAAACGUUUUAUUUACUGUAUUCUUGUAAGGCUGGACAGCGGUAG
This is a messenger RNA of Dendronephthya gigantea, 894 nucleotides long. RefSeq names its product delta-type opioid receptor-like. The transcript has a single exon. The coding region runs from base 1 to 894 and encodes 297 amino acids. NCBI's taxonomy places the organism in Eukaryota, Metazoa, Cnidaria, Anthozoa, Malacalcyonacea, Nephtheidae. The record is from RefSeq and is a predicted model, not a curated record. Gene Ontology annotation, biological process: G protein-coupled receptor signaling pathway. Gene Ontology annotation, molecular function: G protein-coupled receptor activity. Gene Ontology annotation, cellular component: membrane.